Microthlaspi erraticum is the source of this 402-nucleotide messenger RNA. Lineage: Eukaryota; Viridiplantae; Streptophyta; Magnoliopsida; Brassicales; Brassicaceae. The record is from the annotation of a GenBank genome assembly.
AUGGAGAGGGCUCAAGGAAGCUGCAGCAACUUUGUCGAAGAACUCCUCCGAAGGAGGCAGCUGCGAGCAUCGCAAGAGCAAAUUGCCGGCUACCAGCAUAGCGUCAACCAGCUGUCUCCAGAAGGGAAAAGGACCCACAUGAUCAUCAACAGCACCCGUAAGAGGAUGCUUAACACAAAGAUUGGGACUUACUGCACUGUCUACGACAACACCGCUGCUCCUUACACCUGGCUUCGCCCCGGGUGGCUUGUCGAGGAGCGCUGUAUGAUCCACAGCGGCCGUCUCUACCGGUACUAUUACGAUCCAGCAGGGCAGAUGUACAACACUCGGCAGGAAGUGGAUCAGAUAAUCGCAGACCUUGAGGCAACGAAUCGCGUGGUCAUCGUCAUCGACGACGACUAG